AUGGCUGCGUUGAUGAUGGUUAGAGAUAUAAAACCACGUAACGACGGGAACGAAGAACAUGAACAACAGGAUACUGGUCGGGUUAUUCGAGACAUUAAAAACGUGUAUCCUGAAGUUAUUGAUUUAUUUAGAGGAGUUAAUGAUUCAAUUUCAAAACAUUCUAUAACCCUCGAUGAAGAGAAUAAAUUAACAGAUUAUAUAUUCGUCAUUAUUGCAGAAUUAAUGAAGAGAAUAAAUGAAAAAGGAAUUGGUGAUAUCAUUAAUGUCAGCGAUGUAAUGAUGAAAAGAAAUUUUGACUCAUUAUUUACAAAACCGAAAACAGAAUAUAGUCUUUAUGACGUAAUUACCGAAUUAAUGAAAAAGAUUAAUGAUAAUAAGAGUUCUGGCGGAAGAGUUGAAUUAGAAGUGAAUGAUGUUAAUGAGAAAUUAGCCGAAAAAGCAGACAAAAAUGAGCUUUUAGCUCUGAGUGAUAAAGUCAAGAACCACAUUCAUUAUAUAACUUCAGACGAACAGAUUAUAACGGACUACCAUGGAUAUUUAACACGAAGUGAUGAAGCGAAGACAAAAAAUGUUAAUGAAAGAAGAUAUAAAUACAUUCGUGCUAAAGGUUAUGACAUAAGCUGUACUGUACAGUAUGAUGUAGCUAAAGCACCAGAAGCAUUUGGUUAUACCGGUGAAAUUUAUGCCUCUACUUUCAAUGUUAACGGUGUAUUAGUUGAACCAAGAUUUACUUUGAGAGUUAAGGCAAAAAUAACGUUUGAAGAUGCUAUUAAAAGUAAAGCUGACAAAGUUGAACUCGAAGCAAUGAACAAAGUUUUGAAAUCUCAUAAACACAACAUCUCCGAUAUAAAUGAACUUCAAGCUACAUUAGACAGUAAAGCCUACAAGAACCAUACACAUGAAUCCUUCACUACUGUUAGAGCAGACGACA
Molecule: messenger RNA, 931 nt
Organism: Trichomonas vaginalis G3
Lineage: Eukaryota; Parabasalia; Trichomonadida; Trichomonadidae
Product: keratin-associated protein family
Exons: 1
Source: RefSeq, a predicted model, not a curated record